GUGUCACUGCAUUUACCUGUUUCUAAAAUCUAAAUGAAAAUACAGGCAUUGAAGAACGUUUAGACGAAAAACUCAAAUUUAUUCCAGGAAUGUCAAAGGUACAAGUUCGUGACUUGCCAGAAGGAGUUGUUUUGGGAAAUCUGCAAUCACUUUUCUCAAACAUGCUUCACCAAAUGGGUAGAAAGCUGCCUCAAGCUGAUGCAGUUUUCUUGAAUAGCUUUGAAGAAUUAGACCUUACAAUUACGAAUGAUCUCAAGUCCAAGUUCAAGAAGUUUUUGAAUGUUGGUCCCUUCACUCUGUUGUCUCCGCCGCCACCGGCUGAAGUUCCUGACAUUAAUAGCUGCCUUUCGUGGCUGGACGAGCAGAAGAAAGCUGCUUCUGUGGCUUACGUCAGCUUCGACAUGGUGGCGAAACUGCCUCCUGUUGAAGUUGUUGCCAUAGCUGAGGCCCUGGAGGCUGGUAAAGUUCCGUUUAUAUGGUCACUCCAGGACAAAUUCCAGGCAGAUUUACCACAGGGGUUCAAAGAAAGAACAAAACCUCAUGGGAUUGUGGUGCCAUGGGCUCCUCAAGUAGACAUCUUGAAUCAUGAAGCCAUUGGAGUUUUCAUAACACAUUGUGGGUGGAACUCAAUGCUGGAGAGCAUAGUUGGAGGAGUGCCAAUGAUUUGCAGGCCACUUUUUGGGGAUCACAGGCUGAACGGGAGGAUGAUAGAGAGCAUUUGGGAGAUCGGACUGAAAGUAGAAGAUGGGAAGUUCACAAAAGAUGGAUUGAUGAAGAGAUUGGAUUUGGUUUUAAGGCAAGAAGAAGGGAAGAAAAUGAGGGAAAGAAUCAAAAAACCAAAAGAAGAUCUUAUAAAUGCCAUUGGACCAAAAGGAAGCUCUGUGGAGAACUUUCAAGUGUUGUUAGAUAUUGUGUCAAAGGGCUAAAGAAGUAAGUUGAUUGCCUGUUGAGAAAGGUGAUGUCUCAACAUUUGUGAUGAUUUUUGUUUUAGUUGCAAUAAACUAAGAAGUGAAUGAACUAUCGUUUUAGCUUUUAAGUAAUGUGGUGCCGAGGGCCUCA
Pistacia vera is the source of this 1059-nucleotide messenger RNA. RefSeq names its product anthocyanidin 3-O-glucosyltransferase 7-like. Lineage: Eukaryota; Viridiplantae; Streptophyta; Magnoliopsida; Sapindales; Anacardiaceae. Gene Ontology annotation, molecular function: UDP-glycosyltransferase activity. The record is from RefSeq and is a predicted model, not a curated record. Bases 90 to 926 code for a protein of 278 amino acids. The transcript is spliced from 2 exons.